AUGAUUCUCCGCAAACUGGAGGGACUAAUUACUUCUAGACUGUCAACUAGUGUAUAUCUUGUUUUCGAGUACACGGAACAUGAUAUUGCUGGUUUAUCAUCUUGUCUUGACAUCAAGUUCAGUGAAUCACAGGUUAAAUGCUAUAUGCAUCAACUACUAUCUGGCCUUGAACACUGUCAUUCAAGAGGUAUAAUGCACAGUAAUAUCAAGGGAUCCAACCUUCUUGUUAGUGAUGAUGGAGCUCUAAAGAUAGCUGAUUUUGGCCUGAAAAAUUUUGUUAGUGUCGGGCACAUUCAACCAUUAACUAGUCGAGUUGUUACUUUAUGGGUUCAAGUUGCUGAUGUGGUUGAUUGGGCUGAUCUCGGAAGCCGAGGAAGGACAAAAUUUGCUGGAGAAGGCAGUAAAGAAGUGCAGCAGCAGUUACAGGAAAGUAUGAGAGGCAGUGUUGCUGUUGUUGCAACAGAAGUGCAAUGCAGGGAAAGAGGUUCAGGUGAUGGAAGUGAUUGCAGGCCAGAGUAUAAGGAGAAACGAGGGUUUCCGCUACAGAUUAGUGAAAUUCAGUGA
Molecule: messenger RNA, 564 nt
Organism: Papaver somniferum (opium poppy)
Lineage: Eukaryota; Viridiplantae; Streptophyta; Magnoliopsida; Ranunculales; Papaveraceae
Product: probable serine/threonine-protein kinase At1g54610
Exons: 5
Coding region: 1-564 (187 amino acids)
Biological process (GO): protein phosphorylation; positive regulation of transcription elongation by RNA polymerase II
Cellular component (GO): nucleus; cyclin-dependent protein kinase holoenzyme complex
Molecular function (GO): RNA polymerase II CTD heptapeptide repeat kinase activity; cyclin-dependent protein serine/threonine kinase activity; ATP binding
Source: RefSeq, a predicted model, not a curated record